GUGCGUGCGUGGCUACCCGCACUCGAAUUGGCGGAGCGCGCCGAGGGCGGGGCCACGCAUGCACCUAGACGGCGGGGCGGGGUGUGUCGAUGUCCAACAUGUCGGCUGCGCGGUUCCGGAGCUGAAGCGGAUCAGCCGGGAAGAGGCGAUGCGUCUGGGGCCAAGCUGGAGCCACUCGUGCCACGCCAUGCUGUACGCCGCCAACCCCGGGCAGCUCUUCAGGCGCAUCCCCUUGCGCUUCUCGCUGCUGAUGCAGAUACGCUUCGACGGGCUGCUGGGCUUCCCCGGGGGCUUCGUGGACUGGCGCUUCUGGUCGCUGGAGGACGGACUGAACCGGCUGGGCCUGGGCCGCCUGCGUCUCACCGAGGCCGACUAUCUGAGCUCACACCUGACAGAGGGCCCGCACCGCGAAGUGGCGCAUCUGUACGCUCAGCAGCUGACGCUGGAGCAACUGCAUGCGGUGGAGAUCAGCGCGGUGCACUCGUGGGACCACGGCUUGGAGGUGCCGGGCCUUGUUCGUGUUCCUCUCUACACCCAAAAGGAUCGAGUCGGAGGCUUUCCCAACUUCCUGAGCAACGCGUUUGUCAGCACCGCCAAGUGCCACCUCCUGUUUGCCCUCAUGGUGCUCAAUAUAAUGCCCUAGGAGAAGCUGGGUGAGGCAUUGGCCUCAGCCACAGAAAAGCAGAAGGUGGCCCUGGAGAAGAUGCGCCCUCCUUCCUCCUGAGGUGAUCUCUGUGGAAGCUGGCUGCCACCCUCCCCUACCUGGCUCUGUGCUCAGGGCCCCUGGAAUUCCCAGGGAGUAUCUGCACCCCUUUGGUGAGUGCAUGGCAUGAGUGGGCAGCUGCUUAUCUCCACUGUCCGAAGCAAUCCCUGGGACCCAGCUCCCAUCUCAGGUUUCUAGUGGGUGGCCUGGGCCUACUUUUUCAGGCUCAGACCUGCCCCUUGGAGCUUCAUUGUGGCCUAGUGGGGCCCCCAGCUCGCAGCACAGCUCUGGGGCCAUUCAGGAAAGUUAGUUCUGGCGGAGGUGGCCUUUGUCCUGGUGGACUUGUUCCUGCCUCCUUUUCCGAGUCAGCCCCAGGGCCUGGAGGAGAGCCAGUUUUGGGUAGAGUAUUGUACCGUUAAUUCUGGUUUUCACUGGAUUCAGUGCUUUUAACUUUUCUUUUUCAUGGUGUGAACUUUGGUGGGGCUUUAAAGUGGCUUCACUCUCCGUGGCUUGGUUGCUGACUGUGUGUGUGUGUGCGUGCGUGUGUGUUGAAAGUCAAUAAAGUUGCUCCUCUUCUGCUAGGUGUUCACUUCUGGACCGAGGCCCAGCACUAGCUUUAGGAGAUGCCUCUCCAGCCCUCUUACCUUAGAGCUCAUGCUUCUCUUUUUUUUUUUUUUUUUUUUGGCUCAUGCUUCUCUUGAAUGUGGAGACCAGGUCCAGUGGGGGCUGAGUCCCCAGGCAUCUGUCCCCUUUGUCUUCCAGUGCUCUGCCAGCCACCAGCCUAGCUUGUCCUGAGCAUCAGGCUCCCUUUCCUGAUCUGGUGGCUCCAGCUGUACUGGGGGGAGCCUGCCUCUAUUCUCAGCAGUAGUCUUUGGGUGGCUCCUGGGCAUGGUCUAGAAGCACAGUUUUAAAGAGUGCAGAGGGACAACAGCAGAGCCGCUGUGGGAUAGGAAGUCCACCACUGAAAUCCACCUCUGGAAAGACUUCCAGUUACAUGGUUGGAAAACUAUAUUGUAAGGAAGGUGGUAUUGCCAGCUUCCACCUGACAGCUCAGGCAGAGGGCCAGGGCAGGAGGUGGUGCUGUGUGGGCCAAGCAACCAGGCUAUCCACCCAACACCCUUUGUCACUGAGCUAGGGUCUUGGCACGGCUUUCCCCUUCCUAUGGCCUGCUGGCAUGUUGUGCCACACAUCAUAGGGCCAGAAUUGCUGAUGUUAAAUUUUAUUUUCUAAAACAAAUGGCACAUUU
This is a messenger RNA of Heterocephalus glaber (naked mole-rat), 1949 nucleotides long. It is a transcript of the gene Nudt16l1, whose product is annotated as nudix hydrolase 16 like 1. Lineage: Eukaryota; Metazoa; Chordata; Mammalia; Rodentia; Bathyergidae. Gene Ontology annotation, molecular function: snoRNA binding. The record is from RefSeq and is a predicted model, not a curated record. Gene Ontology annotation, cellular component: nucleus.